AUGAGCGAGAUAUAUAGGCACGCCAACAGCGUUACGAUCUGGCUGGUCAAGCCGGGUCGAUUAAUGGAUGCUCGGCGUGUACUUGCCAAACUUUCGCGCUGGCAGAAUCUUGUCACUCCAGGAUCCAGCCUUGUCAGUGAUGCUCACCACAAACAAGGACUUAUGGAAGCUGCCUUGGCUAGCACGAGUCCAUGUUGGCUCGAUAGAGCCUGGGUCUUGCAAGAAGUUGUUUCCAACAGCAACAUUCAUAUCUGCUUCGGCCGACACAGGCUUAUAUAUGGAGGUAUCUGGAGCUCUAGGGACUACGUGCCCGGCGGCAGCCCGCACCAGCUGACAAGGCGUCUGUAUGAGAAGCUGACGAGCCUUCAACAGCUAUACCGAUCUGGCACAAUCGCAGAUCUGGUGGAGGGCAGGCGCUAUAAUUCCUUCUACGAAGCUGCACGGCUAGCCAUUACUGUCACCUCGACAGACCCUCGGGAUAAAGUAUAUUCCCUGUUGGGCCUUGUUGGUGCAAAGGAGGCUGCCAAGAUUAGACCCGACUACACUCUACCCAUCUGGACUGUAUUUGCCCAAGCGACAUAUGCUUCAAUCGCCCAUACCAGACAACUCGACAUGCUCGAGCUUGUGAGAUGGCACGACACUAAGGUUCAGGACUUGACGCAAGCAGUCCGAACUCCGGAGCAGGGCAGAACGAGGCAUUCCGAAGGCCUUCGAAGCUUUACUGAGUUUCUAGAUGGUCGGGAUAAUGGUGUGAUACGUCUUACUGGCCGCUGGGAGCCAUGGAUCAGUACAGACUGGCGCCAGUUACAUCUCCGGGGUGCUAAACUUGACAUGGUUCGUACGGGAACGGGUUUUCCGGCCGACGGCAGAGUUCCAUUCGAGACUCUACUGUAUGCCACAUGUCAGCUGCUCGCCUCUCACCGUCCGCUAUCCGACAGGACUUCCGGAGACCAAGGCCUACCAGAUAUCAAGUUUGAUCGGAGUAUUCUGCGGACCCGUUCUGAAGAAAUAGUGCACCGAGAUGACAAGUAUGCCCUACGUGACAUACUCGAGUGCCUAAAGCUCUGGGAUGGUGCUGCGAGCCUGGCUGAGGAGACGAAUUGGAUGUCGAAGCUCGUCGUGGCAUCCAACGGUCACAUUCAUAGGCUGGUGGAGGAGCAUGAUGAGGAGACUCCCUCGGUGGAUGAGUUCCGCUAUAGCCGUCUGUUCGAGCAUACAGAAGAUGUCUAUCGACCUUAUCCUGGGGAGGAGAAUGACGACGAUGAACGUAGAUUCCUGUUCUGGUGGUACACACACUACGCCGACUACGUUGCUGGACAACUUACGCUUUUCUGCACGACCAGAGGCUAUCUUGGCUUGGCACCAGGCGAGGUCAUCGGUGGUGAUCAGUUGUGUUUGGUUCACGGAGCAUGUCUGCCAGUAUUGCUUCGUCCGGCACCGGAUGGAACUUGGACUUUCCGCGGAUUUUCUUACAUUCACGGUAUUGGAAAAGGCCAGCUAGUGGACUUCGUCCCUGGGCUCGGAUAUCGGGAAGAGGAGCUCGUGAUCUGCUGA
Molecule: messenger RNA, 1554 nt
Organism: Recurvomyces mirabilis
Lineage: Eukaryota; Fungi; Ascomycota; Dothideomycetes; Mycosphaerellales; Teratosphaeriaceae
Exons: 2
Coding region: 1-1554 (517 amino acids)
Source: RefSeq, a predicted model, not a curated record